Messenger RNA from Vespula pensylvanica (western yellowjacket), 2068 nucleotides. RefSeq names its product cytochrome P450 9e2-like. Gene Ontology annotation, molecular function: monooxygenase activity; heme binding; iron ion binding. The coding region runs from base 79 to 1701 and encodes 540 amino acids. The record is from RefSeq and is a predicted model, not a curated record. Lineage: Eukaryota; Metazoa; Arthropoda; Insecta; Hymenoptera; Vespidae. The transcript has a single exon.
GUCAGUAUUCUACAAAUUCUCGCCAGUGUAACGUCGCAUAAUUUACCUCUCACGAACUCUUGCAUAAUUCGAUACACAAUGGAGGCCUGGGCAAUGAUAUUGGCCUUCGUAGCAGUGAUUCUCAGUAUUUAUUACUACGUAGUAAAGGACAUGAAUUAUUUCAAAAAAAUUGAUCUACCAUAUUUGGAACCAUGGCCGAUAUUGGGCAACAUGGGUGCAGCAUUCUUACGUCGAAAAACAAUUAGUGAUAUAAUCGUCGAUACUUAUAAUGUAAAUCCAAAGGCCAAAUACGUUGGUUUCUUCGAUUUGAAUAAUCCGAUUUUGGUGAUUCGUGAUCCUGAAUUAAUCAAAAUAAUCGCUGUGAAGAAAUUUGACAAUUUCCCGGAUCAUCGAUCUUUCGUCGACGACGUACAGGAUCCACUUUUCGGAAAGGCUUUAUUUUCGUUAAGAGGAGACCGAUGGAGAGAAACCAGAACGAUGUUGAGUCCAGCAUUUACUUUGAGCAAGCUAAAGGGUAUGUUCAAGUUGAUGAACGAAUGCGGAGCAGACUUUACGGAUUAUCUAUCGAAAAUGCCAAAGGAUAAGAAAACUAUAGAGAUGAAGGACGUCUUUGCGAGAUAUACCAACGAUGUAAUAGCCACCUGUGCCUUUGGUAUAACUAUAAAUUCGAUGAAAGAUCGAGAAAAUGAAUUUUACGUUCUUGGCAAAAACGCAACUAACUUCGACGGUAUUAAAACAUUGAAAUUCCUCAUGAUACGUUUUUUCCCAACGAUAACGAGGCUAUUCAAGAUCAAUAUCAUAUCCGAUAAUGUUGUUAAUUUCUUUAAGAACGUUGUCGAGGAGGUUAUCAACAUUCGAGAUCGAGAUAAGAUCGUACGGUCGGAUAUGAUACAAUUGAUGAUGGAAGCUAGGGACAAGAGAGCCGAAAUGGGACAAGAAUUACCUAUGAUGGAUAUAGUAGCUCAGGCGUUCAUAUUUUUCUUUGGUGGCUUUGACACCGUCUCCACGGCCAUGUGUUUCACGUGUCACGAAAUUGGUGUCAAUCCGGAUAUACAAAAAAGAUUGCAACGAGAGAUCGACGAUGUUAUUGAAAAGACCAAUGGAAAUCCAACUUACGAAGUUAUCAAUAACAUGGAAUAUUUAGACGCAGUGAUAAGCGAAUCUCUACGAAGAUAUCCGGUCGUUGUUUUCCUCGACAGACUCUGCGCUGAGAGUUACGAGUUACCACCAAGUUUACCAGGUGGCAAACCUUUCCUCCUGAAAAAAGACAUGAAUAUAUGGUUCCCAAUUUAUGGACUCCAUCACGAUCCGAAAUAUUUCGAGGAUCCGUACAAAUUCGAUCCCGAAAGAUUUAUAAAAAACGGGAAGGAGAUCAACAAUUCCGGUGUUUAUUUGCCCUUUGGAUUGGGACCUAGAAUGUGCAUUGGUAAUAGAUUCGCUCUACUCGAGAUGAAAGUUUUGAUAUUCCAUUUGUUGGCAAGAUGUAAUCUGAAGCCUUCUUCCAAAACUCAGAAUCCAUUGCAAUUAUCCAAGAAAGGAAUGGCUAUGACUGCCGAAAAUGGUUUUUGGAUGGAUUUAGUGGAUAGAGAAGAUGUUCAUCCUACUCUUAAAAAUUUUGUGCCUAAUAGCAUUGCACGUGAUGAUAUUAACGCUGACGCAUCCACCAAUGGUAUUAAUAAUAGUCAUGCGGUUAAAGCUUGAAAUAUGAGAAACAAAAAAAUUAAUGAUAAUACUCGCGAGUGAAAUGUUAACUGCAUCAAAUUUAGAUUACAUGUUUGAGCUUUGUAUUAUUAUAGACUAUCAUGUUUUGAAUUAUAAGGAACUAAGUGCAUAUUAAAGUGUUUCUGGAUUGUAUACUGUUUUAUAUAACGGUGCAAUUGUAUUUGUUAUCUUAUCGUAUACUACGAUAUAAAUAAUACAUCAAUUCAAUGCAUUUUAUUAUUAUUAUUAUAAUAAAAUAGAGUUUUAUUAUUAUAAAAUAGAAUUAUCUUUGAAAUGAACGAACACUUCUACAAAACAUUUUUAUAUACAAAUGUAGAUACAUAUAUAUUCGCUUUUAUUAAAAGUU